AUGCUAAGACAAAAACUUGCAUCAUUUUGCCUCCUACUCCUUGCUUUGUUAUCUCACUUUGGCCUUCAUGUUGCCACCGGUAGAGGCAUAGGAGACAAGCAUUGUGGCUCUACUUUCUGUGGAAUCCUUAACAUCAGUUUCCCUUUUGGAUUAAGAACCCAAACCCAUAGCUGUGGUUCUAAUUCUAAUGGGGUAGAGCUAGUGUGUGAGAAUAACCGCACCAUUUUCCCUAUGAAAAAAGGGAAUUUCCUUGUUAAACACAUCUCUUAUGUCAACCAAACGAUUCUUCUCGUGGAUGCGAGUCUAGGGGAUGAUAACUGCUCCGUUCCUCAUAGUUCCUCCCCCUGGCUGAACCCAUCUUUAGGGGUACUAGGCCUAAAUAGAGCUGAUAUGAAUGAUCGUGGAGAGAUUUAUGUGGUAAAUUGCAAGACCAAGAUGAUAAACUCUUCGGCUAAUUACAUCGAUGCUUCUCGUUGCUCUACUUCUCCUUCAGAUGCAGCUAAUGGUUAUUUUUAUUUUUUGCGUACUGAAGCUGCGCCCUCUGAUUUCCAUCCCUCAUGCACAUUUGAAGCAUUGGUUCCAAGUACGCCUUCCGAUACCACUGGCCUCUCUACUUUUGAUAUUUACCAAAGGUUGUUGAAGGGCACCCAAUUCAAAUGGUACUUUCCUAAUGAUGCUAAGGUUGGUGAUGAUGGUUGGCAGCAAUGGAACUCAGUUUCACACGUGUGA
Molecule: messenger RNA, 729 nt
Organism: Gossypium arboreum
Lineage: Eukaryota; Viridiplantae; Streptophyta; Magnoliopsida; Malvales; Malvaceae
Exons: 1
Coding region: 1-729 (242 amino acids)
Molecular function (GO): polysaccharide binding
Source: RefSeq, a predicted model, not a curated record